Messenger RNA from Biomphalaria glabrata, 918 nucleotides. RefSeq lists its product as uncharacterized. The record is from RefSeq and is a predicted model, not a curated record. The transcript is spliced from 2 exons. NCBI's taxonomy places the organism in Eukaryota, Metazoa, Mollusca, Gastropoda, Planorbidae. Bases 132 to 860 code for a protein of 242 amino acids.
UUCUACUGAUUUACCGAAUGAUGACUUUAAGUUGAACACUAAAAAAAUCUGUCUUAUCAAAAUGUAUCAUACGAUACGUUGUAGGUAAGCGCAGGAAGCACACAUCUCCAUCUUCGUGUGAACUGUUGGUCAUGGGGGAUGUGGGACACCGCUGGCCUGAAAGUACUAGCGUGAAAGUUACUCGAUCAAGAAUGAAGACAUUCCCAGUAGCGGUUGGGCCGUGCAAGCUUUACCAGAAGCCAUCAAUCUCCAGGUGGGUUCGAUGCGGCCCUAUGUGUCUCAGCUGCCCAGUCGGAUCAAGAAACGAUAAUGGCGUCUGGAAAGAAUGCCACUUAAAACUGUUCUCUGACUCUACUUUGAAAAUCUAUGCUGGGUUCAACGGCAGCUCGGAAUUACUAUCCAGAAUGAUUCUUAAACGCAUUUACAAAGAAAUUGUAUUCGGAAAUGACCUCCAGAACAUCAUGAACCGCCCCGAUGUCCCCGAUGUCUCCCAUGGUCUCUGGGACUCCAUCUUGGCCAUACCGGAAGAUCCUUACUACAACGGCAACAUCUGCUGGCUUGACUUCACCACGCAAGAAACUCUCCACAAAUGGCUGGUGGCCAUAUGCAGCACGCUUCCUGUCAAGCAACUCCGGGGCUCGAAACGAUCUCGGUGCACCUUGGAUGUCCAGAAGUCGGCAGAAGUCGAGCAAGUUGGCGAUGAUAUGGGGCUCCAGUCUUACAUAGAUAUAUUCUUCAGGAGAAGACCAAGCUGUGGGAAGGCCAAAAGAAAAGCCGCCUGUUUGAUUGAUAUAUCAAGAACAAGCGUUCAAGAUAAAAAGGAACUUUUGCAGAGCAGCAGCACUGUCAGUGAUGUAUAAACAAGAAACAUCUGUACAAAUAUAACACUUCAAAAAAAAAAGUUAUAAAAAGUUUAAA